Molecule: messenger RNA, 1059 nt
Organism: Aphis gossypii (cotton aphid)
Lineage: Eukaryota; Metazoa; Arthropoda; Insecta; Hemiptera; Aphididae
Exons: 2
Coding region: 409-837 (142 amino acids)
Source: RefSeq, a predicted model, not a curated record
UACAGAGUCACCACUAUUUAACCUUCACUUAAUGUAUUGCAGUUUUGGACAUUGUUUUUGGUAAAUAAACAAAAAAUCACAUUAUAACAUCAAGUCGUCUUAACAGCAUCCCUUCACAGACUAAAACGUUUGACUGUCAUAGUUUUAAUAACGUUUUUGUUCGCGGUUCUAUGGAAGUUUUUCAAGAACAACCUGUACAAAAGUAUAAAAUGAGUAACAUAAUCCAUAUUUGUUUUGUUAUACUGUAAUGCAGCUGACAGGAAACAAUCACGUCGGAAAACACCUGAAAUAACAUGAUUGAAAUUACGCUGUAUGAAAAAUCGUAUAAAACCCAUAGUCUCUGCACUAGACAUCAAUUUUAGUUUUUCGUACUGUCAGCAGUAAAUAGUACUGUUACAAACAAACAAAAUGACGGUUAAAAUUUCAGUUUUUGCUGUCGUUCUGAUAGCAAGUUAUGUCAGUGCUUUAGAUUACCAGCAACCGGCAUCCACAUUAUCGGUGACAAUGCCGUUUAUGCCUUACUUCCCAAAAGAUGGGCCAGUCUACACUGCAUUCAAGAGAGGUUUAUACACUCUAGCCCAAGCUUCAGGAAACAUGUGUUUUUCCGCUCAAAAUGUAUAUGACUACUACAAGAUGUACAAAAGCCAGCCAAGCCUCAACCUAGAAUUAAACGAAAGUAAAGUCAGAUUCGAGAGUGCUAUACAAUACUUUGAAGAAAAAUUGAGUGAAUACCGCCAAGUGUUAAUGAAUUUUAAACUAUUAGUAGGGUGUACUACAAGAAAUAAUAUACCCAUGUCAUUGAAUGACGACAUUGGAGUCUCUCCUAAUGUAUUGUAAUUUUUAAAUAUUACAUAAUUUAAGAAAUUUAUUAAUAAAUUCGUUUACUGAAUUUUGUGAAACGUAAAAACUUGUAUUUUAUUUUUAAAAUAAAAUAAAAUAAAAUUUUUUACAUUUCAAAUCUUUUACUAUUAUCAAUAUGUAUAACAUACUAUAGAAAUAUUAACAUAUUAUUGUUGAGUAUGUAUAAAACGUAUUAAAAAUAUAUUAUUCAUAUUAAAA